UGGAGACAUUUUUAUUUUAAAGAUCCGCGGUCUGAUCUCUGGUGUUUAGAGCUCUUAUCGAGCUCUAGGUGAAUAAAGGGUCUUGGAAUCCAUGGAGUGGGCGGGGCCUCGAGUGCGGAGCCUGAGAUUGGCAGGUGACCCCUGACCGCCUGAUUCUUUUCUCGCUCGAGGUCUCAGAGGUCUCACGCUUGGCAGCCGCUCUGCACCCAGGAUGAGCCGUUUCUUGGCGGUGCUCCGCAGUUGGCUUAUGAUGGUCUCCAUCAUCGCAGCCGGGAACACGUUCCAGAGCUUCAGAGACCACAGCUUCCUGAGCGACAAGCUGUACACCGGCAGACCCGGCCAGGUGAACGGUCUCCAGGCUCGUACGUUCGGCGUGUGGACUCUGCUGUCCUCCAUUAUUCGCUGCGCAUGUGCCAUUGAUAUCCGGAACAAAACGCUCUAUCACCUCACUCUGUGGACCUUCGUCCUUGCGCUGGGCCACUUCGUGGCCGAGGUCUUUGUGUAUCACACGGCGGAGAUGACCAUCGGCGUUAUGGCUCCACUGAUGGUUGCCAGCUUUUCGAUCCUGGGGAUGCUGAUCGGGUUUCAGUAUCUGGAGCCUGUACCGGAUCCCCCCAGCUCCAUCACCAAGAAGAGAAGCUGAAGGAAGCCCCUAGCGGCCCUGAUGAGGGUCGUGCCAAGAGCUAACAUUCCAGCCGGCGUGUCAGCCUGCAAGCCGGCCUGAAACCUCCGCUGAUAACCCCGCCCACCGCGCCCCGCUAUUGGUCGGCUGUAAAACGUGUUUUAUUGUGUGAAUAAACAAUUUUAUUGACAUCA
Messenger RNA from Spea bombifrons (plains spadefoot toad), 816 nucleotides. RefSeq names its product ergosterol biosynthesis 28 homolog (gene ERG28). Gene Ontology annotation, molecular function: protein-macromolecule adaptor activity. The coding region runs from base 212 to 643 and encodes 143 amino acids. Gene Ontology annotation, cellular component: endoplasmic reticulum; membrane. The record is from RefSeq and is a predicted model, not a curated record. The transcript has 5 exons. Lineage: Eukaryota; Metazoa; Chordata; Amphibia; Anura; Pelobatidae.